AUUGUCAUGCGGAGAUUCCUUGUGAUUGUCGGCUUAGCCUAUUCCAUGCGGUGCGUGACCAUGAUAGUGACGUCACUCUCGGUAACGGGGUACCACGUCCACUGCGGCAAGAAGAUGUUUGACAGCGUUUGGAGCAAGUUGGGACGCGCCGUGGCGCCCUCUAUAGGCCUGGGGAUGACACUGACUGGCCAGAGGGAAGAGAUGUGCGGUGAUUACAUGUACAGCGGUCACACGGUGUCUAUCAUGACCGCAUGUCUAUUCUUCACUGAGUACACUCCGAGUAGAUGCCGUUUGUUUCACUUCUUGGCGUGGGUCACGGCCGGGGCGUCUCUGUUCUUCAUCGUAGCCGCCCACGAGCACUACACGGUUGACGUCCUAAUAGCAAUGAUCGUGACAAGCCUCGUUUUCCUCUACUACCACACCUUGGCGAACACCCGGGCCCACCUCCACCGCGAGGUGAACAAAGUCCGGGUCUGGCUGCCCUUCUUCUACUACUUAGAAGCCAAAGUGGACGGGGUUGUCCCUAAUGAGUAUGAGUGGCCGUUCCGCUGUCCUUCCCUGUCCUGGUCACAGGGCCCGAAGGUCUGGCACCGCAGCAAGUCCGGUCUAGUCGACUGACCCCACGCCUCCCCCGAAAUAGGUCAUCAAAAGCUUGUAUCUUCACCUUGUACAGGGUCACAGUUAACAUAUUCCAUGCUGUAGUACAUUUUAUUCCUCACUCUUUCACCCCUUGAUAAUGGACUGAUCCGUUAAGCCCCGCCCACGCGCACGCAGCACCACCUGUGCGUAAGUGCAAAAGGAGCCUUCAGCCAAUAGGCGUUGGUAAUCAGUGGUGCGCGCGCGUGUAUGAAAAAGCCAAUUACGAACCGGAUCGAAACUGCAUGUUCUAGGCGCGCGCGUCAUAUGCAAAUAAUACGCAUGCCGGACAUUAACCACGGCUUUGAUUGGUCAAAACAUUCUAAGGCGAAGCUUGGUGGAUCGGUCUAUUGUAGCCAGGGUAGGUCAAACUAAAGGCUGUUAUUGUAGACCUCAAGAAUCCCGUGGCUAGAUAUUGAGUAUGACGCCUGAAAUGACCGAGUAUAUUUCAGGCUGAUCGAUAUUAAAGCACGCGGUAGGAAGAAGCCCCGGUUACUAGAAAAUAACUAACGUACUUAACUCGUAAGGCCUUGAAGUUUUAAGAUGAGAGAAUGGUAAUUUCUGACUUGGGGUGCUGUCUUGACCUCUCAAAGGUCACCUCUGUAAGAUGACCUCUCUUAGCAGAAGCCAUGUUAAUGCGGAGCUUCGCGUUUGGUGCUUUUGGUGCUCUGAUAUAUAAAAACAGUACCGCACACCGCACCUUGCACGCACGAAACACGAAAGAUGAUACGGUCUUUUGUAAGCAAAAUGUAAGAGCAAAAAAAUAAGAGCUGUUGGAAAUACUUGUUUAUGAAAUAUGCAACAAAAGACACAGUUGUGCUGGCGCUUUUCUUAGUGAGCCGCUGUGAUCUUGUUACAUCUUUAACGUUAGGUAAAGUCUACGUUUUGUCUGCGUUUGAAAUCAAGUCGUUAUACGAGCAUUAACUUUUGCUGUUUACGCACUUGCUGGUCAAGUACGGUGUAGACAGAUUAUCUUGAAAACGGAGAACUGAAAUCGAGGGUCGUUCAUGAUUUUUUUAAAGACAAAAUCUUGUAUUCCAACUCACAUUAUAAACUCUAUUUUUUCCCCAUAAAAUUUUAUCGAUAACUGGACUACAGCUAAGAGCCGUAAUACAAAUAGUAAACAGUAAUGUAACAUUUUACUUUGGUGUAAUGAAAAACAAAUCACGUUCUUGCCAUACUUUUUCAGCAAUGUCUGAACACUAAAAUUGUAUUGUAAAGCUAAUUGUAUCCAACCAUAAUUGCAGUUUGUAGCACAGAUGACCGAAGCGUUUGUGUUUGAAGCCAUUGAACAAAGAUAUUGACCAACUGGGGAACCACCAGUAUUGGGCUGGGACGGUAGCUCAUCUGGUAGAAGCACCGGAAUGGCAAUCCGGAGGUCGCAGUUCAAACCCUGCUCCAGUCAACAUUACACUGAUAAACAUCUUAAGCUUUAACAACCUUAAUAGACCCAAUCACAUAUUCACGGUUGGAGCUACGGAUAUCCACGGUUUACCGAGAAUCAGUCAACGAAGAACCGUCGAGAUUCGUGGCGACCUUGCACAAUACGGUUUCAGGACGGAUAGCCACGACUGUCCUAAGGUUUCUUUAAGAAUAGAAUACAGUGUGAGUCAAAAAACUAUACACUUUUAAAAUUGGCCAUAGUUUUAUUAUGUAGCAAUACAGAUAAGGUAUUUUCAUAUGUACUUUUAGAGUAACUCUUCCUGCUUCUUUUGGUGACAUUUUAUAUUAAUGAUUUAUGUUAAAUUCAACCGAAAGUUGUAGUCAUACAAGACCAAAUUAAAUUUGGUCUUGAAUGACCACAAGUUUUAGUUGAAUUUAGCAAAAAUUCUUACCCAAACAAUUGGUUAUAGAACAACCCAAGUUUGGGUAGUUCCAGUUUUCACCCUUUCUUUGGUAAACUUAACCCAGGCAAUUUGUCAGUGUAAUUACCAGAUCACAUUAAUGAUGUUCUGAAACCACUCUAAGUUUCAAGAAGUGAGAUAUAAGACAGUGCCAGAUAGCAAGUUUUUAACAAAGAAUUUAAUGCUGUGAGGGUGGUGUGCCUGUAUGAGGUUAAUAGCGACAGUACAAGGUAUAAUGAGUCGUCCGAGAGGAGACUAUUAACGGAGGAGGCAGUCGAUCUAGGCCUAAGUAGGCCGAUGUUUAAUUUUAUACCUAGUUUUUUUGUUUGCUGCAUUACACGCCGUUGUUUCUAUGAUAUCGGUGCAUGUUGUUGUUGUUACCGCUGUUACUGUUGUUAUACUUCUUUUUACAUUCAUGUACAUCACUUGAAAACUCGGCUCAUGUCUAUUCCGAUUAAUGACGGUUCUAGCGAGUGACAAUUUCAAAACCAGUCUGAGCAUUGAUCACAAGUUCGCGUAGAUAGCGUUGCUUGGCGCCUAUUCAAGUUUGAUUUUCCGUGAAUGCUCUUGGUUUGCGCAUGGGUAAUGGCGUGUAACAUGAACUGCGCGUGAGCAGUGCAGACAACAGCAGGACUGCACUUUUGCUGAGAAUGUAAACAUUAAACAGUCGCGGUUGAAAUUUCAGCUCAGAUUUGUCAUAACAGUUCCGGAUGGUGGGUGUACUAGUGACGUACUCAACAAGCCCCGUAUAGCGCCCUAUUCUGUGACGUUUGACCCAUUGGGGUCAAAGGUUGCAGAUUGAUCCCAGAGUCAGACUGCAUGGAUACGUGGAUAGCAUGACAGGCCCCGCCCUAUUUUGGUUCGUGUAAACGUUUCUCACAGUGCACGUGACUGAAUUAGACCGUGCCACCGAGGUCACCUGACCAAUAUGGUCGUGAUCUGAUUGGCCAAUACGCACUGUUGACAGACACCUCUGAGCUUCCACUUCCAGUUAUAGUGUACACGCAUAUACUUUCAUCACUUAUACAAAUUAAAAUUUCUUACGAAGUUUGGGUGGGCCUGGAAUAAAGAGCGCCUAUUAUUGCAAAAACCUUGCUUUAAGCUUGAAAAUUGUAACUUUUCCAAACCUAUCACAUGUGAAUUCACAAUGCAAACAAUUUCACACUACAAUCGUAACUUGGGUUUCUCUACUACGCAUGCGCAGCUGGGUCCGCUAGACCUGAGAUUGGAACAACAUGGGCAAGAUAUAACAGUAAAAGUAGUGUUUUGAUAUAUCUUUAUUGUCUUAUAAUACAGUUGUCAUUUUAGCCUUUGUCUCGAUUUAAGGGUUUGUAAGUGUGCAUGUGUUUAAGCAAUUGUUUAUGAGUAGCAUUUGCAACAUGUUAAAAAACCAGUUGACUUUACAAAGAUGAGAAAAAAGUGUUUUACCGUCAUACGCUAUAACUAAAAACUGCUUGCCUUUUAAAGAGCAUAUUGUCAUUCGUGUUGUUGCCAUUCGAAUUUAUGCCAAAUUUAAAGUUGCCUUUUUUGUGUGAAAGCUUCACUGUAAUUUAAAAUGAAAUUGUAUUUAGUGUUUUGUAUAUCGAAAUUGGAAAAGGACCAUUACUGCACCUUGAACGUUCUUUUUAUCGUUUGCCUAUGGUCACUAUUUUUAAUGUAAAACUGAAGUAGCAUUAGUGAAAGAAAAAUAUUCUUGUGAUCUUAAUGUAUAUUAAGCCAUGAGGCAGCCGGCCAAGUAUUUAUAAGUGCAUGCACUGUAUUCUAUCUUCGGUAGUAUUGUAGUAUUUCUCCUUCACCCUUGUACACGUAGUCUGAGUAGGAACCAACUUAAGUCUCCUGUAUAAUGUCUGAUAUAUCUCAGACAUGCAGAUACAUGCACGGCCGCGCGCCAGCCAAUCGGAGUCGACUUUACUAAAUCGUGACGUCAUUUCAUUCCCAAAUCAGGACUAAAUGGUUUGAUUGGACAAUUCAACAGCUGGGCGCAUAUCGCGUAACAUGAUACAGAGCUCGUGACACAGGUUUUUUUUUAAAAUUCAUUGGCUAUGACGCGCAACGGAUGAAUGACCAAAGACCUAUAGAAAUCGCCCGCUGAUUGGUCAAAAUCUAGAGGUUAGGUGGCGGUUGUCUUGCAUAAUUAAACAGAAAAUCUGAUCACAUUAUAGGCAUGUACAAAGGCUUUUAAAUUAGUGAAAUAAUAAUAGUUUUUAGAGGAUGGUUGUGUGGAUGUUUAUAUCCUAUUUUCAAAUACUCCUUCCAAUAAAAAUAAUUUCGUUUAAAACGCGUUUUGUAGCCCGAUUGGGCGCCUUGCAGGCUGUAAUAUCCCUUUAAACUGCUUUUCCGGAAUGGCCCCUGCAGCACACAGAAGCAAAGUAAAGGAAAGAAUUUCAUUUAUGUCCUAUAAAUCUCUCGAUUCAGGGCCGUUUCACUUUUGUGCUGCAGAGGAAAAGGUUGGGGAAAUUCCCAAACUUUUCACGGGACCGACUGAACAAUGGGUUUUUUAUGGAAAGAAAACGGCUUCCUCUUCCAGUUAAAAAGAAAGAAGAAAAGAAAAAAGUUCUUUAGAAUAUGAUCAUGUGCGUCAGAAAGGCGGACGCAUGUUUUCAAAAAAGGACAUAAUUCGCACGACUUGUAUUUCUCGCCUGGAGUAAGUUCGCAGGCUAAAGCUGUUAAUUAUUGCAAUUUUACUCAUAUUUCUUUGGAUGUUGGUUAUUAUUUGGCCUUUUUAAACUUUGAAAAUGGAAUAUUCUGUACACAUCAGGCCGGCCAUACAUUCGAUAAGGUCAUUGCUGAACUCACGCACGGUGCCCUUUGACAUUCAAGCGUGAAUUGAACGGGCAUCGUGUUGAGAUUUUCUUCGUGGCAACGUACUUUUUUUCACAAAGUUUUCGGCCCAAUUUUUGGGUAUGGAACACCAUGCAAUUCAUUUUGAUUAAUGCCCGAUAGGCGAAUUGUAAUGGUGGCAUGGCAGACCGAUAUAUUUACUGUUGAUUAAGACCUUUUUUGUGUUAUCAGUUGUCAUUGGUAAGAGAAGGGUCGAAGGCUAAAUUCUCCUUACCUCAGGUUUCUUGAAGAGGCUGUAGUGUCAUGAUCCUUUUAAACUAUCACAUGGGCAGUCAUGGAAUAGUAAGAGGCUGUGUGUUAUAACUUGUUUAGUGUAUACAAUAUAUCUUAUACAUCAUGCACAAAUCUUACCGUGGCAUAUAAGCCAUAGAUCAAUUAUUUAAAUUUUAUAUACUUUUUUUUUAUACCCAAGAGUAUUUAUCGAUAUUUAUGUUUUAAUGUUGGAUAAAAUGUACCAUUUCCUAACGAUAUUUGGCGCGUGUCUGCACACUGCCUACAAUAAAUUGCCGUGGAAAUGAACUGCGCAAAGAAUCGUGGGAAGCAUGACCAAUGCACGUACAUUCCAUGCGCGCGCGUCGUGACCCCAGGUCACGUGUCAUCCGAAAACUAUCAAAUUAGAGACAUUUUUGAGGUCACAAGCGUCGUUCUGGGUCACUAGGAUCGAGUGAAAGUACAAUGUACGCGUAUUAUCAAAUUCUUUGUCACAAAAGUUAACUUUCAUUUACAUUUUUUUUCAGCAGUUGUUAAUGCACAAAAGAUUAUCCCCCAUUACACAAUUUUGGGGAUACAUGAUAGCAAAAAUAGAUCUAUUACCGAGUUUUAGUGCUACUUGAAAAAAUAAUAACACUAACUUACUGGAAAGAAAGUUACUGUAUAUCGGUGUUCAAUAUCCACGUUCUUCCGACACACGAAACAAUCCACCGUCAUUUGCAUAACAAUGAUCUUUGGUACUAUUGUUCUUGCCUAAUUUCCACAACAGUAAUUAGUCUUAAUUAUUAUUCAACGUAAUUAUUCAACAGUAAUUAAUUUUAAUUGUAAUUUUUGUCACUACUUGAUUAACACACACGGUGCAUUAUCGUUGGCUAAUGUAAAAACAAACAAAAAAUGACAGUAGUGCACAAAUGCUGGAAAAGAAAUUGAAGGCUAAUAAACUAACGAUGCAAAAGAAAACUUG
Messenger RNA from Patiria miniata (bat star), 6495 nucleotides. Its product is annotated as sphingomyelin synthase-related protein 1-like. Gene Ontology annotation, biological process: ceramide biosynthetic process. The transcript is spliced from 3 exons. The coding region runs from base 7 to 618 and encodes 203 amino acids. NCBI's taxonomy places the organism in Eukaryota, Metazoa, Echinodermata, Asteroidea, Valvatida, Asterinidae. Gene Ontology annotation, cellular component: endoplasmic reticulum membrane; Golgi membrane. Gene Ontology annotation, molecular function: ceramide cholinephosphotransferase activity; sphingomyelin synthase activity. The record is from RefSeq and is a predicted model, not a curated record.